GACCUGGCACGGGGUAAAGCUAAAAGAGUCCCUCUAUCCGGUGCCGUUUGUCGCGGCCGGGCGGGCUCGGUGCUGUCCAUCAGCCAUGGCUGCUGCCGGUAAGGUUCCUUCCAUUUGAAGAUGCCUCGCUAUGGGAAAAUCGUUGUCAUUAAAAGGAAUGGGACUGAUGGAAUUGUUUUUCCACUCACCUCAACUUCUUGUUUAUUUGGAAGGAAAACAGAAUGUGACAUCCGCAUGCGCCUGCCAUGGGUGUCCAACGAGCACUGCAAAAUUGAGAUCAAUGAGAACAAGGAGGCAGUCCUGACUAAUUUAAGCACRGUGAACCCCACGCAGCUGAAUGGAGCUUGCUUUGAGCAGCCUGUUCCCCUGAAGCAUGGAGAUGUGUUAACCAUUAUUGAUCGUUCUUUCAGGUUUGAAUAUCCUCUACAAUCAACUCCGAAAAAGAGGCGUUCCAGGUCUCCAAAAGAUGAAACUCUGCAGGUUCUUCAUGUUCAGCAGGUGGCAGAAGUGGAAUUAUUACACAAACAAACUUCAGGAGCUAAAAGUCUUGAUGCUUCAGAUAAUGCUGAGUGUGAAGAAAAAAAUGCCAAUGCAAAUAAACAAACUCCAGAGGAAAAUCGCUCUAAAGCUUUCCCUGUCAAACUCCAGACACCCAAAUCUUCACAGAGAAUACAUCGUGUUCUUAAAAAGCAAAAUGAAAUGUCUCCCUUUAGCAAACUCUAUCAAAAUCUGAAAAAUGAGCUGAAAGUGGAAAAACCUCUGCACGGGGGAACUGMCUCUCAGCAAGCUGCAAAAGGAGAGCCUGGGAAUGCUGUGCCAGAACCAAGUGCUCCCAUUUCAUCCCUGAGUUGUCUUUUUGAUCUGGGCAGCCUGACYAAAGGAAAGGAAGCAGUCAGAAGGGAAAAUAUGGAAGAAUGUAUAAUUGUAAGAAGAGAAGUACAGGGCCCAGGAUUUAACCCGCUGGCAGCUGCAGAAAAAACUCCCAGGAAGAGUUUUAGCAGGAGUCCUCGAAAUUCCGUUUCAAAGGAGGUGUCAGGAGACACCACACAGAGUCCCUUGCAGGAUCCUAAGGGCCCGAGGACACCAGGCAGAUCCAAARGCACUGCAGCUACCCCCAAACCCAGCAAGGAGAAUCACAGGAAUUCCCUGUUUUCACUGGAGCAGUGCUCCAUAGAAAGGUUGGGUUACUCAGACAGAGGGACAAUCUGCAGUCCUACAACCCCCACACGCAGUGUUCCUGAAGCAGGGAAAUGUGUGCAGUCCACACCAACRCCCAGGAGGAAGAGUCCUCGGUCUCUUUUUGUGUCACCUCCCAAAGAAACCACAGCAAUGAAUCCUGAAAAUGCUGGUACUGCAAGGACCCCACGGCGUGGGUCAUUGAAACCUGAGUCUCUUCCAGAAAUUGCAGCUGGAACUCCAAGGCAAGAUUCAGUGAGCACAACUGACAGCACACAACUGCCUCUGUCAGAAAACAAAUGUUUAAAGCAAAGACGAAAGAGCAAACAACAAACACCAGGAAAACCUGUCCAAGAAGUGCUGAAAGAAAUCUGGGAUCAGGCAAACCUGGAUAACUCAAAGGGGGGACCCUGUGAAACUCCUUCCUCUAACUCCAAGAGGCCCAGAAGAAACAGCAGGCAAAGUAAAGAAUUCUCAGACAAAAGUGUCCAUUCAGAGGCACUGGCUUCAGAAGGUAUAAUGGCAUCUCCUGCUGCUCAGAAACCUGGCUCUGGAAGGAAAAGGGGAAGGCCAAGGUCCUCUGGWGUGGUGAUUGAAACAGCACUGGAGACAAAUGCAGUUCAGGAACAUCAGAAUUCAGGUAGAAAAGACAGUGGAACUCCAGCAGAGCUGGCUGUGGAGGAGGAUCACCAAAACCAGCAAUUGGAAGAUGCUGGCGCUACAACACCUCGGAAACCACCAGCCAAGAGAAGAUCUGCAGGAAAUGCUGCUGAGCUGAAGGACCCUGAGCCUGGCUCAGAAACUGCAACUUCUGGCCUCCUGGGUGGAGAAGACUCAGGCAAGACAAAAGCGAUCUCUCAGAAGAGGAAAAGUGAUGAAAUGCUCCCUCAAACUUUGGGAAAAAGAAAGAGAGUGUCUUUUGGUGGUCAUCUGAGCCCWGAACUCUUCGAUAAGACUUUGCCUCCCAACUCUCCCCUGAAAAGAGGAGCUCUCCCUGCCAGACGGAGUUUGCCCUAUGGAAACUCUCCUCGGGCUGUGCUCAAAAAGGCUCAGGGACUGAAGCAUCUGAUAGACCAGGAAGAAAAAGAGUCACUCAAAACUUCACCAGCCCAGCAGUUUCCAGGUGCCUCAUCCCCUCCCUCAGGGAAGGCAACACCGAGAAUUCGUCCAGGCUCUCCAGCCCCUUUCAGAAAAGGGCGUUUCUCCAUCUCCCAGCUCCCCACACCACUCCCAAUUGCAGAGGAGAAGGAUGCUGGCACAGAAGACACAGAUCCAGAGAAAAGUGGUGUCCAAGGGAAAACACCCAAAUCUUCUCCUGCUGCCCAGGAUGACAAARCCUCUGUGACAGUGGCACCUCCCAAGGCAGCCAGAAGUGCCCAGMUGGGAUCAAAGGGCACUGCCAGGAAGAGCAGAGGUGGGGCUGUGGCUGUUAUCAGUGCCAAGAGGAGAAGUGGUGCCUCCAGUGCCAAUUUAUUAGUUGCAAAAUCUUGGGCAGAYGUGGUAAAAUUGGGAGUUGCAAGACCACAAUCAAAGACUGCUAGAAAAAGUGUUCGAAAAGGAAGAGCCCUGAAGAGGCUGAGACACCCACCAAAGACUCCAGAGAAGAAAAUAAAAGAUCACUUCAGCACAGGUCAUGCAGAGUCCCCUGCUACCAUAGUUGUAGGCAGAGCUUAUUCCACCACAGUCAGAUCUGCUGGACACGUGCCUAAAGUGGUAAAAAAUCCCAUCCUGAAGCUCAACAUGGAUAUGGAUGAAAGCUUCACAGGAGUGCCUGAAAUGUUUCAAACUCCAAAAAGCCAGGAUGGAAGAACAUUACCUUUGGCCAWUACUCAGAAUGCUGAGUUCACACCACCGGGUGCUGCGGGGGACUUUUCGGACUUGCAGACUCCUGAGGAAUCUGGAGAGAUGAUGGUGUCACCAUUAAAUAAUUCAGAUGCUUCAGAGCAGAAACAAGAGAGUCCAGGCRUGUUCCACUUACUGAGAGAGCAGUCCUCUCCAUCUAUGUUUGAUGAAAUAGCCACAAAAACUCCUGAGGAACAAAAAGCUGGGCAUGAACAUAAUGUGGAUUGUUCGGCAAUAAUUCCAGAAAAAACAGCAUCUCUGGUGAAAUCAGGAAGUAAAAGGAGAACUCCAAAGCAGAACUUGGAACCGGUUGAGGUCCUAUCAGGCAAAAGGAAGAUUUUAAGGACCCCUGAGCAAAGGUCAGAACCAGGAGAGGUUUUGUCAGGCAUUAAGAGGCUCAUGAAGACCCCAAGGAAUAAGCCUGAGCCCACAGAGGCUUUGUCAGGCAUCAAAGAGCUCAUGAAGACCCCAAAUCAGAAAUUGGCACCUGCAGAGGUUUUGUCAGGCAUAAAACAGCUCUUAAUGACUCCGAAUCAGAAAUUGGAGCCUGAAGAGAUUUUGUCAGGGAUCAAACAGCUCUUGAAGACCCCAAAUCAGAAACCUGAGCCUGUAGAGGCUUUGUCAGGGAUUAAACAGCUCAUGAAGACUCCAAAGCAGAAAACAAAGCCUGUAGAGGCUUUGUCAGGAGUCAAGCAGCUUUUGAAGACCCCAAAUCAGAAACCUGAGCCUGCAGAGGUUUUGUCAGGGAUCAAACAGCUCAUGAGGACCCCAAAGCAGAGGCCAGAACCAGUGGAGGACCUGUCYGGCAUUAAGGAACUCAUGAAGACCCCGAAGCAGAAAUCAAAGCCUGCAGAGGCWUUGUCAGGGAUCAAACAGCUCAUGAGGACCCCACGGCGGAGGGCAGAACCAGUGGAGGAUCUGUCUGGCAUUAAGGAACUCAUGAAGACCCCGAAGCAGAAAUCAAAGCCUGCAGAGGCUUUGUCAGGGAUCAAACAGCUCAUGAGGACCCCACGGCGGAGGGCAGAACCAGUGGAGGACCUGUCUGGCAUUAAGGAACUCAUGAAGAGCCCACAGCAAGAGCAGGAACCAGUUCUAGAUGAAAUUGCCUUGAAAAGGUUGCUGGAGACCCCAGAACAGAGCAGGGAAGCAGUAAAAGCUGUGGCAGGUGUGACUGCAGCCAAGAAAAGCCCGAAGCUGAAAUACCAACCCGUGGAGGACAUGGUUGGGAUCAGCCGCAUUUUCCAGACUCCAAAGGAGAAAGUUCAGCCCAUAGAAAACAUGUUUGGCAUCAGCAGAUUAAUGAAGUCUCCAAAAGAGAAAUAUCAGCCGGUUGAGGAUUUUGUGGGGGUGCAAAGGCUCCUGGCAGAACCAAGACAGAAAUCUGAUUCUGAAGUGGACUAUGCUGGAGUGAAAGAAAUGUUCGGUACCCCAGAGGAAAUGAAGGUCAGCUCAGUAAAUGUUACGGAUUCUCAGGAACAAAAUGCACCUCCUGRUUCUAAUUCCAGUCGUAAAUAUGGAAAUAAAGGAAAAGUUUCCCAAGGUGAAGAUUCUCAAYCGAAGGACUCAACUGGUGGAGAGCAGCCUACCCAGAGACCAAGAAGGGGCAGACCAAGGAGAGCUGUAUCUCCUGCUGCAACAAAGCCAAGUGACAAUGAUGUGAAUUUAAAGGAAUUGCAGAGUCCUGGCAUCCAAGAGGAGAUAGGAGUGGUCACAUCUGAAAACAAAGGAAGAGGAAGGAGGACAAAGCGCUGUGUACAAGAAGUUGUUUCAAAGCACCCUGAUCAGGAAGGACUUGAAAGUGUCUCAUCUGUGGAACAACCUGGAGCUACUCAGAGACCAGGAAGAGGUAGAAGGAGAGAACUGAAGGAGUUAAAACAKCCCAAUGAAAAUGCUGAGUCUUGUGCUGAAGAUUCUUCAGUGCUCCAAAAAGCACCUGCAAAUACCAACCAGAGUCUGCAGGACUGUGGCAUCAGUGAUGUGUUAGAAACUGAGGGUGAUCCAGCCACAAARACAGGAUCUAAAAACAUUCAAGAUGAAAAUGGUCAGCUGCAAACAGGUUCAAAUCAAGCUGACAGCAAAGCUCAUGACAGCGGGAUAGAAGAUGGUGAAGAAGGGCUCCUGUCACCGAGGAGGAGACGCAGAGGAGUGGAGAACCCYGAAGCAGUGAUUCCUCCUAAAAGGGGGAGAAGAGCUCGGAAUGACCAAGCUAAAGCUGCUUCUCCAGGAGAUCCUCGUGGAACARCCAGAAAGCUUCGUAAAGACCCAUCCCCAAAAGUUACACAAAGAGAUGGACAGACUUGUGACAAAGCUCCUGAGGCUGUCACAGCACAAGAAUCUGAAAACGGCGUGGAACUUGAACUAAAGGCAACAGAGAGAAGAGUUAAGUCUUUUAGAAGUACCAGAAACRGAAAGCACUCAGCUGAAAUCAAAGCAGACGCUUGUGGGGUCGCACUUGAAAAUACACAAAAUGUUCAGAAGARUGAGGAAACAUCGUCUGAGACUGCUGAAACACAAUCCCACGUGAAAAAUGAGAUGAAAGGAUCUCAGGGAUGUGMAACAGAAAAUGCUCAGGAAAUUACAACAGAGGCAGCUCGAAGAUUAAAGGCAGAGUCACCUUCUGCAGAGACAAACAAAAUGCCAGUCAGUGCUCGGAACUUGGAAGCAAACAGGGCUAGAAACAGGAGAGGCAAAAAAGACACUUUGGAGCAAAAAGGAGUUGAAUUUACUGAAGAUGUGAACAGCCUAAAAUCAAUUACUCCCAAAUUUAAGUCAGAAACAGAAGAGGGUGAAUCUUCUCUCCAGAGUUCCCUGGGCUCUGUUGGUGUCAGUGCAGCCCAAGAUAGGAAAGAUCAGCCCAGCUCAGCUGCCCCUGCAGUCCCUGCCUCAGCCAGUGCCAAUCCUGCUCAGGGCUGUCAGAGCAGGACSAGAAACAAACAGGGAAUUCUUAAAGCACCACGAACUGAAAUCCURCAGGAGAACCCAGCACAAGGAAAUGCAACGAGCUCUAGAAGGGGAAGAGGUAAUAAAGUUAAUUUUCAACUUGAAGAAGGCAGUUCCAAAGUUAUUGAAGGUAAAAGGAGUUUACCUGGGGAGCAUGAAGGGAUGGCUGAUGAAGUUAAUCAACGUGAGAAUUCUGAAAAUGCUCCUUCACAAGUCAGAAGAGGCAGGAGAAAGCAAUGUGAUUCCAUCCCACAAACAGCUACUCCUGCCUUUACGGAAAAACAAACAUCAAGUGCAGAUCACAAGGAAGGUGAGGCUGUUGUACAAGAGCAGGAAUCAGCUUUGGAAACUGCUCCCUCUUCAACAGAGGACAAUCCACCAAGACGGGGCAGGAGACGCGAGGUGGCUGCAGCAUCACACACAUCCAGAUCUCCUUCUGUCAGAACCAGGCGUGGGGUGCUGCAAGAGGAGGAUAAAAAGGUGGCUGAGAGAGAAGAUGAAAAUCCAGCUCUGGGAAAUAAAACUUKGCAGGCAAAAGCGAAUGCAUCAGCAAGGGGCAGGAGGAAAACGAUUGAUCCAGCAGCAGAGGCAAAAAGUUCAGCUCCUCUCCAGAGAAAACGUGGCUUGUUGGAGAGUGAGGCUAAAGAUGAGGGUGCUCCUGAAGAGCAAAGUGUACCUUUGGAAGCAAAGGAGAAGCCACCAGCAAGGGGCAGAAGGAAAGAAACUGCUCUGGCAUCACACACAACAAAUUCCAGCUCUCUUCGAGGGAAACGCAGUUUGCCAGCAGGUAAUGGUGGAGAAGAAGCUCCCAAAGAAGAGCAAAAUGUUCUCUUAGAAAYUUGUGAUCCAUCUGGAAAAGAAAAUCAGCUGAGAAGAGGCAGGAGGAAAGAAAUUGUUCCCUUGACAGAAACCAAAAGUUCUGUUCAGGGCAAACAGGGCCCGUCAAAACAAAGCAGUAGGAAAAAUAAUAGGAAAGAAAACCAGAGUUUGGAUAAUUCUCCUUCCCAGGAAAACAAGGAUCUUUCAGAAGGSAAUUCGAGGCAAGCAAGCACUUCACGGGCUCUUAAUCCCACCUCACCUCAAGGUUUGCCAGGAGAUGGGAAGGAUGGAAUUCCUGAAGAGCAACAGAGUAACCUUUUGGAAGURGCUCAACCUGCAAGAGAAAAUCCAUCGAGAGCAGGCAGGAAGAGAGCAACUUCUUCCACACGGGAAGAAACKAUUUCCACUUCUCUCAGGGGAAAACCUGACCUGCCCAGAGGCAGAGGGCAAAAAAGGAUUCUUAAAGAACGUGAAGAUACAUCUCCAGAACAUAACCCAUGCCGGGGGAGAACAAGACAACUGAGGAAUAAUAAAAGGAAGGUGGGAUUGACAUUGGAGGCAGCUCCUUCUCUCUGUAAAAUCACUGACUUGCCAGAAAAUGGCAACGCUCAGGAAACUCAGGAUUUGUGUGGGAAAUCCUCUGGCUCUGAAGAGAAUCAGCCUGGAAAAGGCCACGAGGGUGACCCUGCUCCACAGGCAGCCUCCACUUCUCGCCGAAGGAAAUGCCAGCUGCCAGCAGAGGACGUGGCACCCAAAAGAUUCAAAUCAGGGAACGAUGAAAAUGGGUCUCUACAAAAAGGAAGAAGGAACAAAACUAAAGAACUUGGAGAAGAGGAUGCAAGGGCAGCUCAGACCACUGGAGGGAUGGGCAGGAGGACAAGAUCCAGCACCAGAACAAGGAAAUAACCUUAAGAGUCCCAGAACCAGGUUUAAAUCAAUUCAGUAAUUCCAAUUAUGGGAUUUUUUUUAUGUGAAUUGAUUUGCACUCAGAUUUUAAGUUCAGAUUUUUGAUAAUUCUAUGGUUUCUUUAUAAAAUAUAUUUCUUACGGUGUUUAUAGAUAGAGGGUAGAUAUUUUUUUAGUGGCUUUGUCUGCGUAUGAUGGUUCCUAAACCAUAGGGUGCUAGUGCAAAGCUACAAACAAAAUAAUUUUUUUAUACCAGUGUUUAUCCCCCUUUUCCUGUUGAUCAGUACAGCAAUCAGGAAGCCAUAUUACUGCCAGCUGAAGCUCUUUUCUGAAAUUUUCAUAUGCUUAAGUUUUAUUUUCCAUUGGAAUUCUGUAAAUAUUCUUUUAAAAAAAAGAUAUAGUUGUAUUAGCAGAUCUGCAACGCUAAAUUUUUGAUAAUUUCUUUUUUUAAAAAAUGACAUUUGUAUUCAAAACUUCGGAUUUGUAAGUCAUUAAACUUGUGAACAAUU
Malurus melanocephalus (red-backed fairy wren) is the source of this 8191-nucleotide messenger RNA. Its product is annotated as proliferation marker protein Ki-67-like. Gene Ontology annotation, biological process: regulation of chromosome segregation; regulation of mitotic nuclear division. Gene Ontology annotation, cellular component: chromosome; nucleus. The coding region runs from base 121 to 7683 and encodes 2520 amino acids. The record is from RefSeq and is a predicted model, not a curated record. The transcript has 16 exons. NCBI's taxonomy places the organism in Eukaryota, Metazoa, Chordata, Aves, Passeriformes, Maluridae. Gene Ontology annotation, molecular function: protein binding.